Molecule: messenger RNA, 1147 nt
Organism: Spodoptera littoralis (African cotton leafworm)
Lineage: Eukaryota; Metazoa; Arthropoda; Insecta; Lepidoptera; Noctuidae
Source: the annotation of a GenBank genome assembly
UGUCACACAGGAUUAACAGUGCCAAAAUGUUUCAAUCAAAAGCGAUCAUACUUAGCAGUGCCAUUUUAGUUUUAUGCGGCGCAGCAGCAGUUUUUGAUAAAAUAAAUAAAAAAUGUGACUUCACUGACGAUGAAUGCUUGCAAGGUUUGUAUUUUGGUUUAAUAGGAGAAGCAACAGAAAAUGGAAUUUCAGAACUGGACGUGCCCAAAUUGGACCCAUUUGAAUUGAAAGAUAAACAGUUGCCCAUCCUCGGUAUGAUAAAUAUUAUUAUAUCUCAUGGAACAGUCAAUGGAUUUAAAAAUUGCGUUGGAAGUAAUGUUCACAAUGACGUAGAAUCUCUACGUAUCAAAGUCACACUUAUUUGUGAAAACUUCGCCAUCAAUGGAAAGUAUAAGAUUGAAGUGACUCCAGUACUCAAAGCUCUUAUUGGAACUAUCGACAUCCAUGGAGACGGACAAGGCUCUAUUGUAGUUGUUUUUGCGCGCGUGUCAACGGACCGGCAAUACGAGGAGGCAACAAGGACCGGCAAUAGGAGCGUCGCGAUUGAUUGUGCGAGUAGAGCAGUUUGUGGGCAGAGAGGGCAGCAUCGCGGCAUAGCACGGCAGCAUAAAGUGAAAUUGGAUCUUGAAAUUGCCUACGAAAUAAAGAAAAACGAGAAUGCUGACAUUCGUUUUGUGUUGAAGCCAGAAGACACCACGUAUGAAUUUGAAUUUUUAGAUAAAGUAACGUUUGGAGCUGAUAGCGUAUUCAUCGGGUCACAAGAUAUAAGUAACGUGGUGACCAACGUCCUAAAUGAAAACUGGGAAUUCAUAGCAAAGAGUUUCGCAAGAUCUGUCAUCGAUUUGGCUAUGACAAUUUUCAGUAGUAAUGCUCAAAAGGUACUUGAUGCUUUACCGGUCAAGGACUUGUAUAAUACUGAUUUAACACAUUACGUUAAGAACUAGGCAAGAAAUAGAAAGUAUUUUCUGAUCAAUAUGUAUACCUAUUUACAAAUGAUAGAUAAAUCUGCUCGGUACCUAUUGCAUUUUAUAAACUUUUUUCAAAUAGGAAUAACAUAAUGGUGACUUCGUCAAUUUAAAUACGAAAACUUUAAUGUUUAAGCACUUUUCAUACACUUUCUAGAAUGAAAAAAGUUUCGAUUGAGGGU